AUGCUAUUGUUCCUGGCAGUAAGUUUUGCUAGUUUCCUUACACUCGACACCCAAGCCCAAAUACGCCAUGUCGGUGGUAAAGACGUAUCUGCCCGCCAAUACCCGUUCGUUGCAGCCAUUGCUUACAUGCGCCAACUCGUAGGAAAUGGUGCUAUAAUUACACCAAAAUGGAUUUUAACCGCCGCCAGUGCCGUCUACCAUUAUCCGGACAGUGAGCACAACAGUGGGCUAGGUGCGGACGAUUUCCACGGCAGAGCCGAUUGGCACGAGGUAGGAAAAAUCGUACGACAUCCCGAGUUCAUCGGAUGGGACAAUAACAUCGCAAUGGUGCAAGUACGCGGUACCAUACAGUACAGUGACACCAUACAACCAAUCAACAUUGCUACCAAACUUCCGGAAACCGUUGAAGUGGUGAUGGUAUCUUACGGGAAGAAUGAGCACGAUACGACGCAUCUACGUGCGGCUGCUUACAGCCUGAUCUCGGACAAUGUCGAUUGUAUUAGUCUGCUGAAGGAGUAUUCGGCAAAGGAAGUUAUUUGGCAACAGCAUGGUUUCUGUCUGCUGCCUCCACCCGGUACGGAACAGAGCCAGUGGUACAACGAUGCAGGUGCAUCGAUGGUGGCAAACGGUGAGCUGUACGCAGUGUUUGCGUUUGCUGAGCAUGAAGGAGGAUUGAACGAGGGAUCAGUUGCGACCAGAGUAGCUAGCUUUCUGGGCUGGAUACAGAAUGUCAUGUUUAACCUUAGUUAA
This is a messenger RNA of Anopheles maculipalpis, 750 nucleotides long. Its product is annotated as trypsin-like. Gene Ontology annotation, molecular function: serine-type endopeptidase activity. NCBI's taxonomy places the organism in Eukaryota, Metazoa, Arthropoda, Insecta, Diptera, Culicidae. The transcript has a single exon. The record is from RefSeq and is a predicted model, not a curated record. Gene Ontology annotation, biological process: proteolysis. Bases 1 to 750 code for a protein of 249 amino acids.